Messenger RNA from Austrofundulus limnaeus, 6224 nucleotides. Its product is annotated as unconventional myosin-Vb. Gene Ontology annotation, cellular component: actin cytoskeleton; membrane; myosin complex. Gene Ontology annotation, biological process: actin filament organization. Gene Ontology annotation, molecular function: microfilament motor activity; ATP binding; actin filament binding. The coding region runs from base 16 to 5004 and encodes 1662 amino acids. Lineage: Eukaryota; Metazoa; Chordata; Actinopteri; Cyprinodontiformes; Rivulidae. The transcript has 35 exons. The record is from RefSeq and is a predicted model, not a curated record.
UCUAAAGAAUAAAACAUGGCAACUCUUGAACUUUAUACCAAGGGCUCGAGUGUGUGGGUCCCUGAUACAGAGUCGGUGUGGGUUUCUGCUCAGCUCCUGCAGGACUUCAGGCCUGGAGAGGACCAGCUGCUGCUGCAGCUCCCUGAUGGAAAUGAGGUCCAUUACCCAGUGGGYUCUCCGUCGGACCUCCCCCCGCUAGGGAACCCUGACAUCUUGGAGGGUGAGAACGACCUGACAGCUCUCAGCUUUCUCCAUGAACCUGCUGUGCUGCACAACCUGCGGGUUCGCUUUCUGGACUACAGCAGCAUCUACACCUACUGUGGGAUUGUGCUGGUGGCCAUCAAUCCUUACGAGCAGCUGCCCAUCUACGGUGAGGAGGUGAUCGAUGCUUACAGCGGUCAGGACAUGGCCGACAUGGAGCCUCACAUCUUCUCUGUGGCAGAGGAGGCCUACCGCACCAUGACCAAAGAGGAGAAGAACCAGUCCAUCAUCAUCAGUGGGGAGUCCGGUUCAGGGAAAACCGUCUCGGCCAAACUUACCAUGAGAUACUUUGCUGCGGUUGGAGGUGCAACUCAACAGACCAGUGUGGAGGAGAGGAUCCUGGCUUCAAACCCCAUCAUGGAGUCUAUAGGAAACGCCAAAACCACCAGAAACGACAACAGCAGUCGUUUUGGGAAGUAUAUCGAAAUUGGCUUUGGCAGGAAGGACGACAUCAUCGGUGCAAACAUGAGAACGUAUCUGCUGGAGAAGUCGAGAGUCGUCUUCCAGGCAUCGUCAGAGAGGAACUACCACAUCUUCUAUCAGCUGUGUGCAUCYAGAGAGCUGCCGGAAAUGAGAGCACUCAAACUCAAUGCACCAGAAUAUUUCCGCUACACCAACCAGGGAGGAGACCUGCACAUACCUGGUACUGACGACUUAUCUGACCUGGAGCGCACUCGCCAUGCUCUCACCACUCUCGGUGUGCUUCCUGACCAGCAGAUGGAGCUCUUCAGGAUCAUUUCAGCUGUUUUGCACCUGGGAAAYGUCAACGUUCAAGCCAGUGGAAGAAGUUCUGACAGGAGUUAUAUUGAUGCAGAAGAUCACGCUCUGGCUGUCUUCUCCAAGUUGUUGGGAGUAGAAAGAUCUCAGAUAUCCCACUGGCUGUGCCACCGCAGACUCGCAGUGGGAGGGGAGAUGCUGGUGAAACCCAUGACUGGUCAGCAGGCUCUAGAAGCCAGGGAUGCUCUUGCUAAACACAUCUACGGUCAGCUGUUUACCUGGACGGUCCAGAGGCUGAACGUGGCCCUGCGCAGUCAGAGGUCAAAGGCCAAAUCCUGCAUAGGAGUGUUGGAUAUCUACGGGUUUGAGACUUUUGAGUGGAACAGUUUUGAACAGUUCUGUAUAAAUUAUGCAAAUGAGAAGCUUCAGCAGCAGUUUAACCUGCACGUGUUCCACCUGGAGCAGGAGGAGUACKUGCGGGAGGGACUGGCCUGGAACAGGAUCGAAUUCAGCAACAACCAGCAGUGCAUCAACCUAAUUGAGGGACAGCUGGGAAUAUUUGAUCUGUUAGACGAGGAGUGCAGGAUGCCAAAAGGUUCGGAUGAAAGCUGGGUCUUAAAACUGUACGACCAGCACCUGAGCAGUAAGGCCCACCCUCACUUCAGGAAACCCCGCAUGUCCAACAGCGCCUUCAUCAUUCUGCACUUUGCUGACACGGUGCAGUAUGAAUGCUCGGGCUUUCUAGACAAAAAUCGAGACACCGUCUUUGAGGAGCUCAUUAACAUUCUCAAAGCAAGUCAGUCUGAGCUGGUGGCUGAGUUGAUCCAGCUGCAGGGAGACGUACCCUCUGCGGCCAAUGGGAGCGUCCGUUCAGGGAAACGAGCAACUAGAGAACAUAAACUCACUGUAGGCUUUCAGUUCCGUCAGUCUUUACAGAAGUUAAUGGACACUCUUAACAGCACCACGCCUCACUACGUCCGCUGUAUUAAACCCAAUGAYCUGAAAGAACCUUUCCUGUUUGACCCCAGGAGGACCGUACAGCAGCUGAGAGCCUGUGGAGUUCUGGAGACCAUCCGGAUCAGUGCAGCAGGUUAUCCAUCAAGAUGGACGUAUGAGGAGUUCUUCAGCAGGUACCAGAUUCUGCUUCGGGGCCCUCAGAACCAGGACCAGGCCCAGGCUUUGUGCAGACAGGACCUGCCUCAGCUAAUUCCGGACCCUGACCAGUACUGCUUYGGAAAGACCAAAGUGUUUUUCCGAGCAGGUCAGGUUGCUCUUCUGGAGAGGCUGAGAUCUGAGCGUCUGCGAGCAGCUGCUGUCAUCAUCCAGAGUCGGGUCAGAGGAUGGCUGGAUCGGGUCAGGUACUGCAGGAUCUGCUGGGCCGCCAUGACCAUCCAGAGGUACAGCAGGGGAACUCGGGCCCGACGUUUGGCUCUGUCGCUGCGCUACACUAAAGCKGCCUCAGUGAUCCAGAAAACCUUCCGUAUGGUGGUGGUACGGCAGCUUUUCCUCAUGAUCCGACAGGCCACCGUCACCAUCCAAGCCUUCACCAGGGGACUGCUGGCACGCCGCAGAUACCGCCAGCUGGUGGCGGAGAAGGCUGCUGUGUUGCUCCAAGCGAGGGCACGUGGGUGGCUGGCGAGGCGGGCGUACAGGCGUGUGCGCGCGGCGGUGGUGUUCAUGCAGUGCUGCGUUCGCCGCAAGGCCAGCAGGAAGGAGCUUCUGAAGCUGAAGGCCGAGGCUCGCUCGGUGGAGAAGUACAGGGAGCUCAACAAGGGCAUGGAGGUGAAACUGAUGCAGCUGCAGCUCAGAGUGGAUCAGGAGGUAAGGCAGAGUGCUGCUCUGAGAGAGGCCCUCGGCGCAGAACGAGAGGCCGCUGGUGCCGAGCUGGAGGCUCUGAGGGCCGUCAUACAGAAACUGGAAAACCAGAAACAGGAGAAGCUUCCUGCUGCUCCAGUUAUCAGUGAGAAGGAGGUGGAGGAGAGGAGGAGAGCCGAGGAAAAAGCUGCUCAGGAGAUCUCUCGGCUCACGCAGGAGUUACAAGCGCUACAGAGAGAAAAAGACCAUGUUUACAUUGAAAAAAUGGAUGUCUCUGCUCGCUUGCUUGAGCAGGAAAAAACACGAGAAGAGUGUGUGCAUCAGGCCGUGCUGCAGGCCAGCUCAGCUCUUCGCUCAGAGCUGGAGGAGGAGAAGAUGAAGUAUCAGGGUCUGCUGAAGGACUUCACCAGACUGGAGCAGAGAUACGACAACCUGAGAGAGAUGAGUCUGAUCACUGAGCAUAGAAGAGGCCACCGAAGGACCGACUCCACUCAGAGUUUGAGCUUCGAGCCUCUUUCUCCUUCCUCCACUCCGCUGUCACCCCAGUCCCUCACYCCCCUCUCCCUGUCACCCUUCCCCUCUGCGUUUCCGUCCCCGGAGGAGGUACGGAGGAUCAGCGUGACGUCGCCCAGUGACGAGAGGAGAGCCCCGGUGUGGGGCUCAGAAACACACAUGGAGCAGCUGAUGGAGAAGAUGGACGUGCCCAAAGACCCGGCGGUGAAGCUGAGAAGAGAAGACUUGGAGUUUGCCUACGAUGCUGUUCGAAUAGCAAACAAGUUUCUGGAGAGUCAGCUCCGGCAGCAGCGCAGUCAGUGGGAGGAAGAACUGAACGCUCUGAGGUGCCAGCUCAGUCAGGCCGUCUCCUGGUCCUCCUCUGCUGCACAGACACAGGAUCUUUGGGAGCUGCUGGAAAGCAGAGAGCAGGAGUGUGUGAGGCUGAGGAGGGAGCUGAAGGAGCUAAAAAGCACCGUGUCGCUCAGAUCCUUCUUGUCACACGUUUUCCCGUCAGCCUUGACCACGGAGGCUGCCUGCUCGCCUCAGCUGAAACCAGCCGCAGUCAGCGGCUUGUUGGAGUGUCGGAAAAGAGAUGAAAGCAAACUCAUCAAGAACCUCAUCACAGACAUCCGAGCGGAGUUGGCUCUGUCUCUGCCUCCAKCUCUGCCCACCAGCAUCCUCUUCCUCUGUGUCCGUCAAGCUGACAGCAUCGGAGACCCAGGCCGUGCUCGCUCGCUCUGCAGCGCCGCCGUCACCGCCAUGAAGGCCGCCGUGAAGAAACAUUUYAAUGACUUGGAUAUGACUGCCCUGUGGCUGAGGAAUGUUCACCUGUUGCACGACCUGUUGGUCCAACACUCCCCAAAACAGAGUCUUGACUCAGAUAAACUGGUUCCUUUGACCUUUGACCUGAGYGACUUGAUCCGCACCCUGAGUGACCUGAGCAUCCAGGCCUAUCAGCAGCUCCUCUCCAUCGCAGAGACACGCCUACAAAAGCUCAUAGUCCCAGCCCUGCUGGAGAGCGAGACCAUCGCAGGUCUGUCCGGCUCAGCUCUGAAACUUGGAGUGUCCAGGAAGCGAGCGGGCUCAGAGCCCAGGCCGGCGGGGGGUGACACCCCCACCAUGGCGUCUGUAUUGAGGGAGCUGGGAGGCGUUCACAGCGCUCUGACCCAACAGACUCUGCCUCUGAGCCUGACAGAGCAGGCCUUCAGGCAGCUCACCCACUUCAUCUGUGCCUGCGCUCUCAACAACCUGCUGCURAGGAAGGACGUGUGCUGCUGGAGCCGGGGCAUGCAGAUACGCUACAACGUGAGCCUGCUGGAGGAGUGGCUGCGGAAUCGAGGUCUGCAGGCAGGGGGCGCAGUGGCCCCACUGGAGCCCCUCAUCCAGGCAGCUCAGCUGCUGCAGGUGGGGAAGAAGACUGAUGCCGACGCUCGGGCCAUAGUCCAGACCUGCACUGCCCUCUCCAGCAAACAGAUUGUGAAGAUCCUGACUAUCUACACUCCACACAGCGGUGUUGAUGAAAAAGUCUCUAUGAACUUUAUCCGUAUGGUGCAGGAGCUUCUGAAAGGCUGCUCUGACAGCCAGCCUCCACAGCUCCUCCUGGAUGUGAGGAGAGUGUUUCCCGUCACAUUCCCCUCCUCGCCUCCGCCCAGCAUCAGCGCUGAAGGAUUAGUCAUCCCAGACUCCCUCAAGAUCUCCUUUCUACGCCGAGCCUGAAAACCCAGGUGCAAAUAUUUGCACGUAUUUAGCAAAUUACUGAGUCACUGAUCAUAAGUUGCACUAACUUGUUCAGAUGAAUAAAAACAAAAAACAAAAACAAAAAAAAACUGAUGCUCUUUUUUUUUUCCUCCAUGUUUUAUUGGCAGCAGAAACAUAGUCAGACUGUAGUAUCAGGGGCUUCAACCCCCCAAUAAGAACAACCAGAAUAAAAAAAAAAAGAAACCAAAAUUAGAAACAUCUCGUGUAUAAAAAAAUGUUUUCCAUGCAAGUACUUUGUACCACUACACGUCAUCAGUAAUACAUAUUUAUAUAUUCACAAACAUUUGAAAAAUAGAAAACAAUACUGACAUAUCAAAAUAUAGAAGACAACAGUUGGCAUUGAACAUCAAAUAAUUAAGUGUGCUGGCACGUUACACGAUUUGUUCCUAUCAUGCACCUUUUUCUGGAAAUACACGACUGACAGGUUGUUUUUUCAGUUUUUAGUUUUUUUGAGGCCCCCAGGCCCGUCGGACAGGGCGGGGGGAGUGAUCAUGCAUGCCUGUCCUGUCCGCCUGUGUGCUUUUUGUUGUGCUUCUUCUGUCUUCGACUCGUGUUUUGCGUCCCUGCUUCGCUCAGCAUCCUGAGAGGCCAGCUGAGCRUCCGGAGGAGGAAGAACUGCCUCGACUCAAAAGUGUCAUUGUCAACAGCAAUAAAUACAAAUACAUUUUUCGUGGCAUUUCCUGCUAUGUGACCUGUGGUUUUAGAGUUGAAUAAAAGGCUGUGCAGAUGUCCUCUUCUGAUGAGACCUUGUACACAUCAGGGUUGAAAUAUGUUUGUUUUUGGACUAGUUUGUAGUCUGCGUGGUGGAAAAUGAUACACAUYACCAGUCUGAGUCAGAAACAUAUGGCUUUAUAGUCAUCUCUAAUAUGUACACGGUCUCCCUUAACUGUUCAGUAGUAGCUACAUGUCUGAUCGUGCUUGCUUUUAGUCACUCCACACAAAAUUCAAGUCUACAAAAGAGCAGCAAACUUCACUUUACGUGUGUUCUGUUACAUCGGAGCUAUUUACAACAAUCCAUCUCUGUUCCCAGAUCUUUUUUUUAUAAACUUUUUUUGUAGCACAAACAAGUUUCAGCUUCUAAUCAACUCCACAACAGCUUUGAUAUUUGGCCCAUUCAAAACAGAAACAGCAUUUCCACGAAUCGGACAAAAAAAAAUAAAAGAUUAGUGCUGAUAAAA